AUGAGCGACCAGGCUCUCCCCACACUCGAACACCUUGCAAUCCAGGGACUGGCAAGUAAUGAACGCUUGGCUAUCUCUGUUGUGGAGGAUCUGCCCAAAGUGUUCUUUCCGCCACUGUUCAAGGAGGCCUUCAUCAAGAGACGCAAAAAACUUGUUAAGCACAUGGUAACAACCUGGCCCUGCCCAUACCUCUAUAUUGGCCCCCUCCUGGACCACUUCGAUGUUGAUACUUUCAAGGCUGUGUUGGAAGGAGUGGAUAGGCUGAAUUGCCAGAAGGUUCGGUCUAGGAGGUGUAAACUCAAAGAGCUCAAUUUGUUGGAUGUCCAACGUGACUUCCUGGAUAUAUGGACUCCAACACGGGAUAUUCUCCGUGUUCCAGAGGCCCAAAUAGAAGAAGAUUCCAAAACAGUGCUGAGGCAACCACUAAGAGUUCAUGCAGACUAUGGCUUCCUGUUGGGCGUUCUCAAUCAGUACCAUGCGCACUUCAUGAAGUGGGUGAGGCAGAGAUUACAUAAAAUGCGCUUCAGGUUUUAUAAGUUGGUACCAAAAAGGAGAUGA
Rattus rattus (black rat) is the source of this 558-nucleotide messenger RNA. Its product is annotated as oogenesin-3-like. The record is from RefSeq and is a predicted model, not a curated record. Lineage: Eukaryota; Metazoa; Chordata; Mammalia; Rodentia; Muridae. The coding region runs from base 1 to 558 and encodes 185 amino acids. Gene Ontology annotation, cellular component: cytoplasm. The transcript has a single exon.